ACAGCGUGCAGAUAUAACGGCACUGCUGAAGUUCGUUCCAAAUACAAAUCGAACUGCAUGACAGCACAUUUUGUCGAUUAGUUCCGUUACUGACAUAAUGAGGCUUACAUAUUGCCUUCUCAGAAGUAUUUCUAAAAGGAAUUUACUGAAAUCUGUCAGAGUUCAGGGUAUAAAUUUUGGCUUUGGAGAUGAAAACCAGAGGUUAACAAACUCGAGAAAAUGUGUUAUAGUAGAAUACAGUUCGCCAAAUAUAGCCAAACCAUUUCAUGUUGGACAUUUAAGAUCUACAAUUCUUGGAAACUUUAUAGCAAACUUAUACGAGAGGUUAGGUUGGAAGGUUGUGAGACUGAACUAUCUUGGAGACUGGGGAACACAGUUUGGUUUGUUAGCUGUUGGAUUUCAAAGAUACGGUAAUGAAGAAGAGCUACAGGCAGACCCUUUACAUCACUUGUUUCAGAUAUAUGUUAAAAUCAAUGCUGAUGUUGUUGAUGAGAAAAAGGAAGGCAAAACCAUGACACAUCAGGCGGGUAUGGAUGCAUUCAGAAAAAUGGAACAGGGUGAUCAGGAGCUCCUAAAGAUCUGGCAGAGGUUUAAAGACAUUAGUAUUGCAGAAUAUUCUAAAUUAUAUAAGAAAAAGAAAGAGGAAGAGGCUCAUCAUUCCUCAGACAUUGAAGGAUACAGUAGCCAGGGGAUGUGGUCUCAUCCUGGAUCAUCAGUAGAUUGUACCUGCCAGGUUGCCACUCACCCCAGUCCUGUAUCACAUAGACUUGGUGUGACAUUUACAGAGUACCACUCAGAGUCUAUGUACAAUAAGGAUGCUAUGUCAGUCACUGACAGAUUAAAAGAAACUGGCAUGCUUCAGACUGAUAGUGAAGGGAAAGGUUAUAUUCAGAUUGAAACAGAAAAGGGUAUACCAGACAGGGUAAAUGUGCUAAAGAGUGAUGGAACAACAUUAUACAUUACAAGAGAUAUUGCUGCAAUUUUAGACAGACAGAAGACAUUUAAUUUUGAUAAGAUACAUUAUGUGGUUGAAAAUGCUCAGCAUAUGCAUUUUUGUCAUUUAUGUGGAGUAAUGAAUAGAUUUCCUGGUUGGAAGAAUAGAUUGAAUGAGGAUAUUCACAUCAAAUUUGGUAGAAUUGAAGGAAUAAGUACGAGGAAAGGCAAUGUAGUUUUCUUAAAAGAUGUUUUAGAUGAAGCAACUACGAGGAUUAAAGCAUCUAUUUUAUCAAAGAAAAGCACUAAAAUAGAAGGUGUAGAUAUUGAUGCUGUCGCUGAAGAGCUUGGGAAAAGUGCAAUAAUCAUCCAGGAUCUCGGACAACGAAGAAUAAAGAAUUACAAAUUCAGUUGGGAUAGAAUAAUGUACAGCACAAAACUACAGUACUGCCAUGCAAGGCUUUGCAGUAUAGAGAGAAACAGUGGUUUGAACCUUGAAGAAGAUUUCCACGAUGAUGCAUUGACUACAAAUAACCAAGCAGGAGAAUUAAUAUCCCAUCUGAUUAAGUUUGAAGAUAUUAUUCAAGAAUCAUUUGAUACAUUGGAACCUUACUUCAUUGUACGAUACCUCGACCAGCUCUGUGAUCAUGUUAAUUCAGCAUACAGAACUUGUCAUGUGAAAAAUACAGACCCUUCCGUUGGACAGGCAUACCUUCAGAUGUUUCAUGCAAGCAAGAUAAUUUUAUCAAAUGGGAUGAUAUUACUUGGACUUCAUCCACUUGAAAGAAUGUGAAAAAACAGCACCAAGAAAAAUGGCAAAACAUGUCUCUUUUUAACGUGCCAUACCUAUUUAUCUGUUAAGUACUAUACAAGUAAGAAGGCUAAAUACCUCUCCAUAAAGAAACCUUUCUACUGGUAUAGUUUAUAAGUGAAGCUCACCAGAGCAACAACCUGUGUGCAUCAAAUUUGUUUUAACCACUCUAGGAGGAGUGUGCUCUGGGUUUAAAUUCAUCCAUGUUUAAAAUCCAAAACUUCAGAAUAUCAGAUAUUCAGUUUGCCAAAACAAUGUUUAAUUUAUCCAGAUGAAAGUUUCUUAGCGAUGUUUAGUUGAAAUAGGUACACUCCUGCAAUGUUUUAAUACAUUUUAUACAAGUUCAGCUGUGACAAUGAAAAAGAAAUUAGCAUUAAUAAGUAUGAGCAAAUUACAUCAUAUCUAGGUAUCCAAAUUGUUAAAAUUUUUAUCAAAAUAGGGGGAAGUGGAUGGAAGCUGAAAACUUUGAUAAAAUUUUGAUGUACAUGAUUUACAUUAAUUAUUUGUAACAUAAGUCUUACGAGCAGUUAAAAUAAAUUGCAAAUUAUU
Messenger RNA from Mercenaria mercenaria, 2293 nucleotides. RefSeq names its product probable arginine--tRNA ligase, mitochondrial. Gene Ontology annotation, biological process: mitochondrial translation; arginyl-tRNA aminoacylation. The record is from RefSeq and is a predicted model, not a curated record. Gene Ontology annotation, cellular component: mitochondrion. The transcript has 17 exons. Gene Ontology annotation, molecular function: ATP binding; arginine-tRNA ligase activity. Lineage: Eukaryota; Metazoa; Mollusca; Bivalvia; Venerida; Veneridae. Bases 98 to 1726 code for a protein of 542 amino acids.